This is a messenger RNA of Vicia villosa (hairy vetch), 635 nucleotides long. RefSeq names its product auxin-responsive protein SAUR21-like. Bases 46 to 348 code for a protein of 100 amino acids. Lineage: Eukaryota; Viridiplantae; Streptophyta; Magnoliopsida; Fabales; Fabaceae. The transcript has a single exon. Gene Ontology annotation, biological process: response to auxin. The record is from RefSeq and is a predicted model, not a curated record.
UCCUUUUCCUUCAAAAAGUUUGCUAUCAACUUCUCAUAGAAAAUAAUGGCGUUUCGCUUGCCAUUGGUAAUGCAAGCAAAGAAGCAUAUCCUCCGCCUCACACUUUCAAAAGGUAAAAAAGUGUUGUCAGCUAAUAGUAAUAUACCAAAAGGAUAUUUGGCAGUAUAUGUUGGAGAAGAGAAAAAAAAGAGAUUUGUGGUUCCAAUAUCAUAUUUGCAUCAACCUGCUUUUCAACAAUUUCUUUGUAAAGCUGAAGAAGAAUUUGGAUUUAAUCAUCCAAUGGGUGGUCUCACCAUUCCUUGCAGAGAAGAGAUCUUUGUUAAUGUAACUUCUCAAUUGGAAAGUUAAUCUCAAGAGCAAACUCAAAUUCUUUUCUCCCUAGAAACAUGCAAAUGAAAAUCGACUCUGAGAUUUCCUAUCAAGGCAUGAUAUUUGAAUCCAUUUCACCAAAUGGACUAUGUAGGGCCAUAGAUGACUAGAAGCCAUUCUGAUUAGUUAGAAAUUAACAUAGGCCAUGCAUUAUCUGUAUAUAGUUUCAUGCCUUAAGAGUUUAUCAUCUUAAUGUCUAACAAAAUCACAUGAUGUCUAGAAUUACUUAGAGAUAUAUUGUAAAGUAUUUUGUAUAUUUUGAAAUG